Molecule: messenger RNA, 1210 nt
Organism: Caenorhabditis auriculariae
Lineage: Eukaryota; Metazoa; Nematoda; Chromadorea; Rhabditida; Rhabditidae
Source: the annotation of a GenBank genome assembly
AUGCUUCGUACGGUUUGUCGCGUGGGCGGCUUAACCACAAUAACUGUUGGGUCAUUUCUGCUGGGUCGAAGUUUUGAGGGAGAAUCUGAUGUUUUCAAAAAAGCACACGCUGCUACUGCCCUCACGGUAAGAAGUCCUUUUUCCUGUUCGAUAUCUUAAAGUACUUUUCAGCCUGCACCUAUGCCACAAAUACCUGUGACGGUGCCUGACUAUGCCAGUACUUCAAAAGAAUUGGCGCCUUCUAGAGCUUCUCAAAUUAUGAAGUAUGGCUUCCCAGGAUUUGAUAAUUUACGAACUUAUGAAGACUUCGUGCUGUCCUACGACCGAAAAACUCGAACAGCUCACUGGGUGCUUUUUUGCGAUUGUGUGAUAAAUGGCUGACUUUCAGGUUUGCGAGCACUUGACUCCAGACAGGCUCGUGUAUGAUAAAUCUGUGGACAGGAAUCUCUGUUCGUUCAGGCCUGAUGAAAGCGUUCAUAAGUAUUUCCAGUCAAGAAAUGAAGAUUAUAAGGUUUCAGAGAAUACGUUUUCAACACAUAUUGAAAGUAAACUUGAGGGAAGUGGAUUUGAUCGUGGACACUUAGCAGCUGCGGGAAAUCACAGACGAUCCCAAUCUUCUGUUGAUCAAACUUUUCUUUUGACUAAUAUGAGUCCUCAAGUGGGAAAAGGUUUCAAUCGAGACAAGUGGAACUGCUUAGAAAAAUACUGCAGGUUUAGUGUUUUCUCAUCAAACAAAAACUUUUUUCAAAUUUGAGAGGAAGAGCCAAAAAAGCUUUGAAUACCUAUAUCUUAACCGGGCCUCUCUAUUUACCAAGAAAAGAGCUAGACGGAAGCUUAUAUGUCAAAUAUCAGGUGAGGUUAAUUCAAAAAACUUUUUUAAAAGUCUUUUGAUUAGACCAUUUGAAUUUUUUCAGGUCAUAGGAGCUAAUCAUGUGGCUGUUCCCACGCAUUUUUUCAAAGUUCUUCUUCUUGAAAUUGCGCCUGGAAAUUUCGAAAUAGAAUAUUACAUGCUUCCCAAUCAGGUUUGCGUCGAAAUGGAUUCUCGAUUUAUAACACGAAAGUUUUUCAGCCAAUUGACGAUUCUGUUGAAUUGACGUCGUUCCUUUGCGUUCCCGAGUUGAUAGAACGUAGCGCGGGAUUUUUAAUCUUUGCCGAUUUGCCGAAAAACCAAGUCAAGAAAAUAAACCGAAAAGGAACCGGAUUCUGGUAG